This is a messenger RNA of Dromaius novaehollandiae (emu), 8372 nucleotides long. It is a transcript of the gene CAMKK1, whose product is annotated as calcium/calmodulin dependent protein kinase kinase 1. Gene Ontology annotation, biological process: protein phosphorylation; positive regulation of protein kinase activity; intracellular signal transduction. The record is from RefSeq and is a predicted model, not a curated record. Gene Ontology annotation, cellular component: cytoplasm. The transcript is spliced from 17 exons. Lineage: Eukaryota; Metazoa; Chordata; Aves; Casuariiformes; Dromaiidae. Bases 487 to 2097 code for a protein of 536 amino acids. Gene Ontology annotation, molecular function: calmodulin binding; ATP binding; calcium/calmodulin-dependent protein kinase activity.
CGGGGCGGGGGCGCGCUGAUAGGGCGAGGGCCGGGGAGCUCCGCGGGGCGCCGCGAGCCCGGGCGCGGCGGCGGCACCGGGGCUGGAGCCGGAUGCGGAGCCGGGCGGCGCCGGGCGCAGGUACUCAGAGGUGUGAGCCCGCGGGAUUUUGGCAGGCGACUGUCUUCGUAGCGGGCCCCUGCGAGCGCGGCGGAGCUAAACCCUUUACGGAACUAAAUGCGGUAACACUAAUCCCCUGGAAACGGUCACCUGGGCCCCGCGAGAUGGAAAGAGGCUUUGCUGCUCUGAGUAACGGCCCUGGCAAGAACAUUAACUCACUUUUCUUUGGAAAUGAAAAGUACUUCUCCGGGAGAGUUUAAGGGAUUAGGUGCCAGCUGGAAUAUUAAGAUAUUCCAUGGAGAGCUUCCUUCGUGCCACAUCGUCUGUAAGCGCUAGUAUCGCCGCUUGCUGCAGUGUCAUCUGAGACCGUGGGAGCCGGCCGCAGCGAUGGGGGACUCUCCCGCUGAUGCCGUGGAUGGAGGCACAGACACCUGCAAAGACACGCAGACUGAACUGGCAGAGCGGGUGGCAGCCAUAGAAGUGGCUGUUGGCCUGGACAGAAGUGACCAAAAUGGUGAAGACACCAGUGAGGAAAAUGACACAGUUUUUUCUGAUAACGUUAAAGACAUCCAAAGAAAUGGAGUCAACAGUGACAUGGGAAUGAAUGAAUGCCUACCUUCCCAGGGGCCAGAAGAUGCUCACUGGAGGCAUGUUCCCAAGAGACCUCCCACUAGACCUGUCCUAUCAAGUAGGAAGUUGUCUCUUCAGGAAAGGCCAGCAGGAAGUUAUUUGGCUUCUAGCAACACUCCAGGUUAUGGUCCCUAUGCCACAGGGCCAUCGCCACGUAUAAUGAGGCGACCAACGAUAGAGUCGAAUCGGGUCUCCAUCUCGGAUGCGGAGGACUGCGUGCAGUUAAACCAGUACAAGCUGCAGAGCGAGAUAGGCAAGGGCUCCUACGGCGUCGUGAAGCUGGCCUACAACGAGGACGACGACAAGCAUUACGCUAUGAAAGUCCUCUCCAAAAAGAAGCUCUUGAAGCAGUAUGGAUUUCCACGUCGGCCUCCUCCUCGAGGGUCAAAAGCCGCCUCCGGAGAGCAGCCGAAGCCGAUGGCACCGCUAGACAGAGUCUAUCAGGAAAUAGCCAUCUUGAAGAAGCUGGACCAUGUCAACAUCGUUAAACUGAUAGAGGUCCUUGAUGAUCCAGCAGAGGACAACUUGUACAUGGUGUUUGACCUCCUGAGGAAAGGGCCCGUCAUGGAGGUGCCCUGCGAGCGGCCCUUCGGCGAGGAGCAGGCACGGCUCUACUUCCGAGACAUCGUCCUGGGCAUCGAGUACUUGCACUACCAGAAGAUCAUUCACCGGGACAUCAAGCCUUCCAACUUGCUCUUAGGAGAUGACGGGCACGUCAAAAUAGCUGAUUUUGGAGUCAGCAAUCAGUUUGAAGGGAACGACGCCCAGCUUUCCAGCACGGCGGGGACACCGGCCUUCAUGGCACCAGAGGCCAUUUCGGACACUGGCAAAAGCUUCAGUGGAAAGGCACUUGAUGUAUGGGCCAUGGGGAUUACCCUGUACUGCUUUGUUUACGGGAAGUGCCCUUUUAUAGAUGAAUACAUCCUGGGUCUUCAUAACAGGAUCAAGAACAAGCCCGUGGAGUUCCCAGAAGAACCCCAGAGAAGUGAAGAGCUCAAGGAACUGAUCCUACGCAUGCUUGAUAAAAAUCCAGAAACGAGGAUAACAGUCCCUGAGAUUAAGCUGCAUCCAUGGCUAACCAGGAGUGGCGAGGAGCCGCUGCCGCUGGAGGAAGAGCACUGCACUGUGGUAGAGGUGACGGAGGAGGAGGUGAAGAACUCGGUCAAGACCAUCCCAAGUUUGCCAGCUGUGAUCCUCGUGAAGGCCAUGCUAAGAAAACGCUCCUUUGGAAAUCCAUUUGAGGUUCAGACCAGACGGGAGGAGAGGUCCAUGUCUGCUCCGGGAAACUUGCUGAUAAAGCAAGGGAGCAGAGACGGCGCCAGGGACCCGGAGCUGCCGGACGUGUGCGAGGACGAAGCCGCCCCGUGAGGCCGCGGGGCCGUCGCCGGCCGGCCGCUCCGGACCGUCGUCACCGUCGUGCUGUUGUCUGGCGGGUGUCUGCCCUCGUCGCCGGCGAAGCCCAAGCGAGACGGACCGACCCGGGAAGCCCGGAGAGGAGCCGCGAUACGGAGAGGAGCGAGGCCGGGGUGCUGGCACGGCUCCUCUCGCUCUGCGCCUCGCCCGGGGCUUCGCAGCCGGCUGUCCCCACCGAGGAACAUGUUUUCUUUUGUAACGCGGCAAACCAAACCUCGUCUCAUCGUGGGUCGUUUGCCCCGGAGACAGUUUGGCUUUUUUAUUUAUUUUUUCCUGCUUUUUGCGUUCUCGGUUUCAAGCAUCAGGAAAAAAAUUACGCCGGAGCCGGGUCGUCUGUCGGCUGGUGGGUGACGGUGGCGCUUGGUGCCUGGGUAGAGCCUGGGGUAGCAGGACGCGCUCCUGUUCCCGUCCGCGUCGGUGGGGAGUUUUCCAUUGGCAUCAGCUAAACGAGGGCGAGAUCUCCCAUUUGGAGUCAACUUUAUCGCUCUCUGUGCUUUUCUCCCUCUUUUUUUUCCCUUCUCUUUUUAUCACUGGGUUUGCUCAGCGUGAACCCCGCUGGAAUCGGUGGCUUUAUUGGGGGCGGCGUCAUAAAACAGAAGCGAUGGGGACGUUGCCUGGGACGUGCAAUGAGCCCCGGAUGUCCCCAAGGUCUGAGCCGCUCUGCUGUUGCCCGUGAGGGCUCAGUGCACCGAGGACAUUUGCUAAUGAAAGGUGGUGGUCCCAAAAAGCCGGGAUUUGACCCCAUCAGCUGGGCAUGGCCCUGUGCGUGUGGAAGUCAUGCUCAGCACUGGAAAGAAGUGGCAGAUUUGGGGUUUAUUUCAUUUAGAAAAUGAUUUCCUUUCCCUCGCUUAUCUCUUAGCCCCUGGAAAAGGAGGUACCUGAUGCUUUUAAAUUCUGAUUUACUGAUAAAAUGGCUCAAACUGGGAGAGAUCUCUGUAUGGAGAAAGUUGGUGGAGGGUUUUUAGACUUCAGAAAACUACAGAACACGAAUGAGUUUGAAUCAAAACUUGAUCUUUUUUUUUAAUACUUUGAUUUUUAAUUUUAUUUUAAGAUGUUAAUUUUUUUUUUACACUUGCUGAUGCUGCUAUUUUAUGUGUAGACCGCUUCUAAACUCAGGAUUAGAAGCUUCAUCUCUACAUCUUGACGUCAGGUGAGAGAUUGCACUUAAAGGGCAAAUGCAAACAUUGCAGUGGCUGAUGGCUACGUAGAAAAUUGAGAAUUCAACUCUUGCACUCAGUAAAAAAUCAGUGAUAUCAGUCACUCAAAAUAUGUGUCGAUAUUUUCCCUUAAGCUUUAUGGGGCCCGAGAAGCCAAAGGGAAUGGGAUUGAGUCCUUGUUUUAUAGCACUUAAAUAAAGGACGUGACUAAACUUGGUUCCUACGUAACCAUCUUAUUGUCGUCCUUGAGGUUCGCCCGGAGGGCCUGGGGCUCUGAGCCCCCUUGCUGCAAGGGCAUAGGUGUCGGAGGAGCAUCGGUGGCGAUGCCCAUCCUCGUUUUCCCCUUUUACCUGCUAUAAUCUGGUUCAGUUCCCAAUGUUUUUGUAGCUGGGUGUUGCUGCCGGCGCCUCCCUGUCCGUCCCCUCGGAGUUUCUGCUGCAGUGCCGGAGGCUCGGACGAGGCUGCCAGCCCGGGCUCUGCCCCACGCCUCGCCCCGAAACAGGAGCCAAGCCUCAAGGUUUGCGAGCCGGCGCUGCGAUUGCUGUGGCUUGUUAAGGAGACCUGUCCCCAGGGCUCGUCGGCCGGCGGCGAGGAGGUGAGGCUGGCGGGGAGGAAGGCUGAGCUGGCGCCGGGCAUCUGAGGUCGAAGUGAUGCUCGGGCAGUGCUCCAAGAGCUCAGCUUAAGGCUGCAAACGUGGUUUUCUUUAUUGCCAAUUUAAUAUAGGGCAACGACAACUUGGGGAGGGAGGGAGGGAGGGAUAGGCUUUGCAAAUCCAGCCUGUUGUCGGGGUUAUUGUAGUCAUGUUUCAUGGGGUUCGUGGGAGCCACCUGUGUCACCUCAGUGCCGGCAGAGAGACGUCUUGGGUUAGCCGCAAAUCACACGGUAGCCGACAGUAUAGAUGAACCUGCUCAAGGGGCUUUCAUUUUCAGUAGGCUUUCGGUCUCUCCUCCUUUUGGGGAGCCUUUGCAAAUUGCAACUUCAAUUAGUGAAACCAAUCAAAUGCUAAUUUGCAAGGGAGAAUUAGCUUAAUGCCAUGUGCUUUUAAUGACAGCUAGAGCACGUCCUUAAUUUUGAGUGGGGCUGGGAUGAGGGAGAGCGGCUAUUUGUAUCGUUAUUCCAAAAUCCACCUCAAAAAGAGUGCACUCCAUGCCAGAAGAGAUGCUUUCAGAUCUGUUUGCGGAGAUCCAGGAAACAAAAAGAGUCGUAUGGCAGAGAUUUUGUCAUACCGUGUUUCUCCAGCAAAUCUGCCAGCCUUGGGGUUGUGUUUUGUUUUCCUUUUUCCUUUGUACCUCGGGAAACCAUCCUAACUGCAUCGAGAGAGCAAUCUUAGUGUGCACGGAUGAGGGAGGCAGAAGUCACGCUGGCAUCAAGAGAAACGUUCAGCUUUAUUCCCGGGCUGCUGCAGAAACCUGCUCUCCCGAAUGAAAUUCCUGCUCAUUUUUAUGCCCCUUAGGGCAGCCUGGAGCAGCGCUGCGUCGCUGCUGAAGACGGGAACAGGCGAUGGAGGGAGCGUUUAUUUAAAAAUAAAGCACUGGUUUUCCCCUCCAGCCAGGCAGCCCCUUUAGCCGUCCUGGGAAGCCGGUCCCUUUGCCGGGAUGCCGGCGCAUCGCCCUCGGCUCUCGUUGUUAGCAAGGUGAUGGGACCCGGCGUCGCAGGGGUCCCCGGAGCGGCACGAAUUGCUGGCGGAGACAGUCCCUGCUGCUUUCCUGCAUCCCCGAUGUUUUUCCCCUCCAAAUCCUCACUUAGCCGGGCCAUUCCCAUGGCAGGGCAUCCCGUGAGGGCGGAUACCCGAGCAGCUCCGCUCGGCUCGGCGGCUUGGGAGAGCUCCCAGCCCUGGCCGCAGGCUCCCGCCGGCUCGCAGCAUCCGCCCCAAUUUGAGGGGUGCCCAGCUUGAGAAAACUUGAAAGAAAUCUCUCUUUUGGAGAAAACACACAUCUUUUGAUCCCCAGGAGGUAGAUUUCUCUCUUUCUCAAUUAACAUAAAAAGAUCUAGCUCUUCAGUUUGGGAAUUAAACAGGAUUUUUGCCUAGUGUUAAAAUCUCCUCUCUGGUACCAAGUAAUACUGUAGUGCGAGUCUUUAGCGUAUGGGUCAGGAAUACUUCAGUAUGGGUGUCACAUCUGCAAAUAAAUGAGUUUUUCAGGUAUUUGGUGAUACAUUAAAGUGUGCGAGUGGAUGCAUGGGUAUUAAUUCAUGGCUUUUGUAAUGCCGCCUUGCCCGGGCGUGUAUGCAUACCACGUCUGCUGUUGUGCAGUGGUUUUCUAGCAACGUAUCCGUGCGGAACAGCAGCAUGGAUAACCACGGUGUAAUUGCAUGGCUCGGCCUUCGAGCAGGAACUCGUCUGCAGGGGCUGAGUGCGACCCAGCCUGUUAGCGCGUGUCUGCGACUAGCCCGUGGGCAGAUGUGUCUCGGUGUCCGUGCCGCUGGGGAGCCCGCAUCGGCACAAGGGAAAUCCGGAAACUUUCCCUGCGGCGCAGUCUUUGCGGCUCGAUCCGUGUAGGCAGCUCCCGCGAUUAGCGGUCGCGAGCGAAACUAGCUCACCUGCCGCCGCGAGCGCGCCCGGUCCACGAGGGGUUUUUUUCAGGGCCUUGAGGUACAAGAAGCAAACUGCAGAGCAAAAUAAUGUACGAAUCUUUGAAAGACUGAGUGCCAAAAGUAGCUUUGAAAAGGGUCUUCUUGAUCAUAAUUUUGAGAGGGGAUAACAGUCAGGCCUGUCCCUUGCCUUCCACAGCAGCGGCGGCAUCAGUUGGUGUCUUUACGGCCAAUCUGGGGCCAACGUCCCUGGUCCGGCUGCUGUUUUACUUAUUGCCUCUUGCAAGUUGCAGGUCAGAGAAAUUUGGGGGUCUCAAAAAUGAAGGUCAUGUAGAAAUGUGGCUCGCUCGUGGCUCUGAGCAGCCGCGGGGAGAACGGGGUCCCGGUCCCGGUCCCGUCCCUGCCGCGGCACCGUCGCAAGGCUGGAGCUCAGCUCAGCGCUCGUCCGCGGAGGCACCGUGGCUGCCGCGGGGUCCUGGAGGUGCCUGCAGCUGCGGGAACCAGGCCGGGGAGACAACGCGGGGGGGAUGUCUCUUACUUUGCAUGCGUGAAACACCUGCGCUGCCUUGGUCGCAAUGCAUUUCGCGAAAGGAGGCUCCCGGCUCUGCAGGUCGCGGCUGUGUGUGGCUGAACUGUAAAUAAAUUUGCCUGGUUUGGCCAGUUGCAAUGCUAAUUGCAAUGUUUUGCAAUUGCAAAAACUCAAGGAGCGGGAACGGGUCCCGUAAGAGCAUCUAGACCUCAGCUGCAGCGCGGUGCUUGGGUCGUGCGGUCUGUGAACCACUGGUGAUCGCAAAGGCACGAGGAGCUGGUCUGCGAAAUCUUGCUGAAAACAGCGUUUGACGUUACCAUAAAGAGGUAUUCAUGCUCUUUCGUACAAAUUGGGGGGUAAAAAGGUAGCACAAGUAUUCAAGGAUGAGCUGAGCAGGCGGGGGGGGGGGUAUUCACCAGGUUGUGGGUUAUGGAUUUUUUUGGUAUUCUUUAAGAUCAGGUGAUUCUCAGAUUAAAACCAAUUGAGAAAAUGAAUUUAGAGGGCAGGUGGCAGACUAGCAAAGCCAGGCGUGCCUGCUCACCGCUGGGCUUGCCUAAAAGCAGGUAGCUGCGCCUUGGCAGCAAGGCGGCACUGAGAGCACGGGCCAAACACUCGCGUGUGGACCCGGCUCUCGGCGGGGGUUUCCUCCGCACUCCCAGCCGGGGCCUUUCCCGCGGAUGCGGCUGCGGGAACCUCUGCUUUCCCGCUCCCGUCCCGUCCGGGAGCACCGAGGGCGGCCGCAGGUGCCGUCUCCGUGCGGGGCGCAGCCGCCCUGGUCCCCGCGGGCUGCAGCGAGCCGCAGCCUUCGCCAAAAUCGGCAGCAAAUCACACGUGUGCGAAGCCGUCGCAUGGCUGCGAGUUCUCCUUUGGUGCUGCAGCUGACGCGAGCGUUUCAGACCAGACGCAGCAAAGGUGGGCGCCUCCCCGGCGCACCGAAAUCUCCCGCCUGGGCUGGUGGGUAAGUGGAAAGGAGCAUUUAUGGUCUUAAAGCGAAGCGCCUUGCCUCCAUCUCCCGCGUUUUCCAGCCUUGUUUUUUUAGCUGCUUCGUGUUUCCUGGCUGUUCCGCUAGCAGAGCGCGUGGUGAUCCCAGCUGGAGUCCCAGCCGAGAAGGACGGGUGGGAAUCUGCCUGGGGGGCAGCGGGGGCGAGAUGCCUGUACAGGCGAAAGGAGGAGGGCUGUGGGGCUGCGGUGGCCUCCUGCGGAGGGCACGGUCACGGCAGGGCUGUAAGGCAGGUGGUGGUUUGUCUGUGUACAUAUAUAUAUAUAUAUAUAAUUUUUUUAUAUAUAUGUAUUAAAAAAACACAUAAUUUGGGUACCAAACUUCUCCAUUUUUACCUAGGCACACUUACAAUAUUGCUUGCUGAGCAAAACAGGGGCAAGAACUUCUCUUCUGGCCCAGAGCGUCCUCCAGCAGACGGUGCUUUGAGCAGGACGUUGCGUGAGCUUGGAAGGGCCCUUCCGACCUGGAUUAACCCAAACUAUCCCGUGACCUUACUAGUUCCCUGUUACUCCAAAUGCAGCUUUCUGCAGGGUGAGGGAAAGGGAGGAGCUGGGGAGUCGGUCAUUGCCUUUCCCACCCGUAUCAACCUUCCCUUCCCCAAAUAAAGGUCAUUCAUGCUUCGAGUUGCUGCGGGCAGAGGCACAGUCCCUCGCACGACGACCACGAGACUUCGGUAGCACUCGAAGCAUUCAAAAGCAAAAAAAGGUGUAAACUGAAGAACAAACUGCAACCGUUCGGGAUCCAAUUCUGAUGCUCCGUGCCGUAAUUUUGCUGCUGUGUAUCUGAUUUAUAUGCCUGUUCUGUUAGUAUUUAAGUCUCCUGUUCUACUUGAUGUUAAAUCUAUCAACCUGUACGUACUCUGCUAGGGUUCGAGCAUGGUGUAUAUGCACUCGGCAUCGUAAUGGCACGUGGCCGUUACCCUGUAAAUAUGUACCAUUAAUAGAGAGGCUAUUUUUUGCAUGCUUUUGUACUCUAGAACUGAAAAGACAAUGACAAUAAAGUCCACAGAAACGAG